Molecule: messenger RNA, 4420 nt
Organism: Mobula hypostoma (lesser devil ray)
Lineage: Eukaryota; Metazoa; Chordata; Chondrichthyes; Myliobatiformes; Myliobatidae
Gene: rgs7bpa
Product: regulator of G protein signaling 7 binding protein a
Exons: 6
Coding region: 506-1264 (252 amino acids)
Biological process (GO): G protein-coupled receptor signaling pathway
Cellular component (GO): postsynapse; neuron projection; nucleus
Source: RefSeq, a predicted model, not a curated record
UCACCAAGGUUAGAACAGCACAAAGGCCAUUCGGAAAUACUUAAGAGAAAACGACUACAGCCACUUCCAACCCACCUGGAACCUUCGAAUUUUUUGUUCCAAAAAAAGUGAAAUAAAAAACCGUUGUGACUGCCUACCCUGGGAGAAUUAAAAGCGAGAUCGUUCUCACAUAAGAUUUCUGCAUUCGUCUAAUUCUUAAUGGAAACUCCUAAAUCUUCGAGAUGUGAAUUUCUGCCCGAUGAAAUCAUCAUCCCAAACAGUAUGGAGCAUGUUAACAUUAGGAUAUUUCGUCUGAUCCUAGAUAGUGGUGACUCUGAAGCAUGUUGAAAGACGAAAGCCAGCGCCCGCUUUGCAGGCUCAAUGUUAUGUAGGAGAGGGGAAAGGGAAAAAUAGAGAAAGCAUCAAUUUUCUUGCAUUUUGAGAGCCCAUUUCUUUCCCGGAGAGCGCGAUCCGUUGCAACCUGCCUCACCCCGAGCGAAGACCAUUUUAUCUUGGAUGUGUAUGCAUGAGUUCUGCACUGAAUGGGCGCAAAACCGGCCCCAAGUCGCCCGGAACCAUCCUUCACCUCGGGAAGGCGCAAUACAGAGAAGCGGAGCGGAGAGGCAGCUCGGAGAGCGCCGCCAAGUCCUUCCGAGCACUGGACGAGUGUAGGAUGAUGGUGCAAGACUUCAACACCCAAGUUGCCCUUUACCGUGAACUGGUCAUAUCCAUUGGAGAUGCCUCCGUGGAUUGUCCGUCCUUGCGAUCUGAAAUGCAGAAGACGCGGACGAAGGGUUGUGAGAUGGCACAAAGCGCACAUCAAAAGCUCUCCGCAAUCUCGGGGGCUGAAGAUGGGGAAAUCCAUCCAGAAAUCUGCAGGCUUUAUAUCCAACUCCAGUGUUGUCUAGAGAUGUAUACAACAGAGAUGCUGAAAUCAGUUUGUCUACUAGGAUCCCUUCAACUUCAUUGGAAAGAAAAGGACUCCUUGGUGGUUCCCAAAGUAAUAGACAGUAGAAAGGAAGAGAGUUCCCAAGCUCCAAUUUUAGAAGAUACACCAUCAUCUCCUCUCCAAGAUCAACCGUAUUCGUGGCAUGUUUCCACAGAUAUAGAAAAUACUGAAAGAGACAUACGAGAAAUGAAAAAUCUUCUAAGCAAACUCAGGGAGACUAUGCCUUUACCAUUGAAGAACCAAGAUGAUAGCAGUCUCCUCAAUCUGACUCCAUAUCCACUAGUGAGAAGGAGGAAACGGAGAUUCUUUGGACUUUGCUGUCUUGUAUCAAGCUAGAAUAUGGAAAGAAAAUGAAGGAAAAAAAUAAAUGUUAGUAUUAAUUCUUCGGAAUAAAUGCUUCUGGUGAGAAGAUAUUUCCCCCUUGGUUAUUUUUAUGUAUCUCUUUUCAUCUCCAAAUAUUUUUGAACAUUAUUACAAGUAUUCACAAAGUCUCUGCUAAUGGUUUGCCUGGAUAUAUGUCAUAAAUUUGAUUUUCAUAUGCUGAACUCUUAAAAGAUGAUUUUUCAUGAAUAAAAAUGAAAUGUACAUGAUUUUGUAGCUUGAUGAGGACAUGUGAGUACAUUAUGUAAAGGUCAUAGCCUAUUUAAAAUAAAAUGGUACAAAUAUUUCCUUAACAGAUUCCUUAACUCUUGGAAUGAAGAGUCCUAAAGCAGAUUUGAAAAAAAAGAAACUUGUGUUUAAAUGGAGUAAUGCGAUAGGUUGCUUACCCAAGCUGUAUCUAUUAAUUAAUUCCUUACUGCUUGAAUCUUCAUGGCAAUUAGUGCAAUAGAUCCCCUAUAAUUCACAUUAAUGGAAGCGAUCCAUCUCUGGAUUGUGACAAUUGGCAGAUAUUUGAUGGACUCCAGAGUUGAACAAGUCAAGAUGCAGGAUGAUUUGAAUCUAAGUUCAUAUCACAGAUAAAAUUCAGUCUGAAAAAAUGUGUAGCACGUCACGUGGGGACAAAGAAUCCAAGAAUAAACAUUUUGCAAAAUUUAAAGAAACACCUGACAAAGUAGAAUGCUGACAGGGGAUGGGUGGGGGCAGAUUGGGGUUGUGGUUUUGGAGGUAAGCAAUGCUUGAUAAUCAUGAGAUUAGCAACUCACAACUGUACCAAAAGUUUUGAAUCAAUAUAGUGAAUUAAUACUUCCAUGAUAUAAAUUAUUGAUGUAGUAACAGUACAAAAAAAAGAUACUGCACAAAAUUUAAAGAAACAUAUGGGGGGCAACUUGCAUGAAAGAAUGAGAGUUUGAAUGAACAUAUAACACAUAGUCAGUUUUAAAACGAUAAGAGAUGAUUUACUUGACUACCAUUUAUAAUUCCACCAUAGCUAGGCAAACCCAAACUAUUUCAAGUUUUUGUUUUAAAAAACUUGAAUUAGAGACUCUGCUGAAGAGAGAUACAUUCACUUGGAAGCAGGGUGGUCUGUCUGUGGGACAAGCUUCCUGGAAAAACAAGGAAAACAAACGGUGUUAAUUUAUUCAAUUGAGGUUAAGUAUGAUGUUUUCCCGAACACAACACCAUUCAACCAGUUUGAGAUACAACAUAUGGUAAGUGCAGAAUGCUUGAGAGUGAUCUUGGACCAAUUGUGCAAAACCUUUCAACCACUGAGGUUUCUCUCACUUCAUGUAUGGUUCUGUUUGUCAUUAGAGAUUGACAGUCGUGCUUAGUGAACAAUUAGAGUAUAUGAUUACCAAGGCUGUAGAAGGAAACAUGGAAGAAUUUGUGUGUUUUGUUUGUCUGAUAUUAUUUGUGUUUCUGUGUUUUUGAAGGAUAUUAUUUGUAUUUCAAUUUGAAAAUCCAGAAAUCUUGGAAUAUAGAACAAUUCAGCAAAGGAACAGGCCCUUGAUUCCUAUGUAUCUGUGGUGAUCGUUAUGUUAAUCUAAUCUCAUCUGUUAGCAUGUGAUCUGUUCCCCUCCAUUCCCUGUUUGUUCAUGUGUCAUCCUAAAUGCCCUUAAACAUUGCUAUAGUAUCAGCUUUCACACCUGUCGCACCAAUGCACUCCAGGCACCUACCAUUCUCUGUGUAAAAGAAAACUUCCCUCACCCAUCUCACUUUAAACCUAUUCCCUCUAGUUUUUGACAUUGUCUUUGUGGGGGAGGAAACACUUUAUAUACCUGCCUCUGUCUCUCAAAAUUUUAUAUACUUCCAGUAGGUCAGCCCCUCGGCCAAUGUUGCUCCAGAGAAAACAAUCCACGUAUCCACGUUUGUCCACAAAUCUCUCUUAUGGCCCAUACUCUCUAAUCCAGACAACAUUGUGCUAAACUACUUCUGCGUCUCUCAAAAGCUUCCACAUCUUCCUAUGAUAUGGCAACCAGAACACAGUACUCCAAAUGUUUUCUAAAUAAAGAUUUAUACAAUUACAACAUGACUUCCCAACAAGUAUCCUCAAUGUGUUACGAUUAGUAUAUAGUUGAAUAUACCUUAGAUAUGGAACAAAGAAGCAAACACCACCAAUAAUACAAAUCAAAUUCAGCAGGCAGUUUCCAACUUUGCCACAUGAAUGCCGAAAUGAUGAUGCAGAUUGUCCUGUCAUUUAAACAAAAGUCAGUCAGGCUCAUGAGGUCAUUUCCCAGUGGAUGAAGCUAAAAGUCAUCCCUUUAAUCUGUCUUGAGGCAAGAAGUCAAUUUUAACCAGUGAAGAUGGAUUUAUUUAGGAAUACUUGUGCUAUCUGGUGAAAGUUAUUUUUCACACAAAUCUAGCAAAUCUGGAAAAUCAUUAUUUGGAAUGCACAAUACUGACAUUCUCCAAUGCUAAAUCUUAUAAUUUUUGAGAACGGUUCAACAAAACUGUUGAAUAUACUCAACAAGUCAGCAGCAACUUUGAACAGAAGCAAAAUCAAUAUUGCAAAACCUAUUACAGAUACUUUUUUUAUUUUACUUUCGUAUCAUAAGUAAUUUUAGCACAUGUACAUAUUUUAAACAAAGGCUUAAUUUUCAGCUAUGUAAUAGAUGUCACUCUCAGCACUAGAAAUUCAGAAUUCAGUAUCAUGCUGUGUGUUUCUUUAAUUUUGUUUAAAUGAAAAGAAUGACUCAAAUGUGCAAUAUAUCAAAAUAUAAAGUGUAUCUAUAACUAUGUAUACAAUUACCUUGUAGCAAUCAUGACAUUUUGUUAACAAUAGAAAAUAAAAGCAUGAUACUUACAUAUGAAGAUUUGUGUAACGUUUGAUGUUCUUAGCUAUGCCAGAGAUAAUUCUGUCUAAUACAAACACAUUUCACAUUAAUUAAAUAAUUAUUAUGUUAAACCCUAGUGUUGACAUUUUGAUGGACUAUUGUUACUGAUGAAAAUUGGAUCUUUUGCAUGAUUAAAAUAAUGUGCAUUCUUCAGAAAGAAGGCAGCAUUACCAAAUCAGGGGUAGGGGGUUGCUCCUAACAGAAAAUGAACAGAGGGAUUAAAAGUAUGAAACCCGUAUUUAUCCCUGCCAGUCUGUGGCAACAUUUACUCUCUAUGCCAAUA